AACUGUAUUUUACACACAUCGAUCCACUUUCAGUGCAUGUAUAGGCGUCAAACCAGCUCUUCCGGUUUUUAGUUUCCCCUCGAAACACUAAAAGAGGAUCAGACAAAGCAGACAAAAGACUUCCAAUGUCUGAUAACAAAGCAGGCCACAUGAACGACCAGCUAUCAAACCCGACCUCAAUCUUUGGCCUUAAACUGUGGGUGGUUCUUGGGGUUUGUGUUGGAGCUGCCUUCGUCCUCCUUCUCUUUCUCAUCUCUCUCUGCUGGCUCGCCUCGAAGCGCUCCAAAGCCAAGGCCUCUCACCGACCCACAAUCCCACUUGUCUCCAAAGAGAUCCAAGAGAUCAGAGUCGACCAUUCCCAGACCCAAAAGCACCACCACCAUGAGACCAAGCCAAGCAGGACUCAAAUCCAGGCCGUCCCAUUUUCUGAACCAGACCCAGUUCCCGGAAUCGAAAGGCAGGCCUUGCUGCUGCCACCUCCGGAGGAAGAGAGCCCAGUGGGGUACCAGAGGAUUCUUAUUGAGAUUGGGAAGGGUCAUCGGAUUUCUUACCCUGAGCGGUUUUGUAGGUCUUCUUCUGGGAGUGGGGAGGGUCGUGGUUUUGAUCAGGUGGCUAUGGUGGUUCCUGAAGUUUCACACUUGGGGUGGGGGCAUUGGUAUACUUUGAGAGAGCUUGAGGCCUCCACCAAUGACUUCGCUCACGAGAAUGUCAUCGGCCAAGGUGGGUACGGGAUUGUUUAUCACGGUGUUUUGGAGGACAACAAUCAGAUUGCUGUCAAGAAUUUGCUCAAUAAUAGGGGACAAGCUGAGAGGGAGUUUAAAGUUGAAGUUGAGGCAAUUGGCCGGGUUCGGCAUAAGAAUUUGGUGAGAUUGCUUGGUUUCUGCGCUGAAGGAGCUCAUAGGAUGCUUGUCUAUGAGUAUGUAAACAAUGGGAAUUUGGAACAGUGGCUUCAUGGGGAUGUAGGGCCUUGCAGCCCUCUUACUUGGGAGAUUCGGAUGAAUAUCAUACGUGGAACAGCAAAAGGGCUAACUUACCUUCAUGAGGGGUUGGAACCCAAAGUUGUCCACCGCGAUAUAAAAUCAAGCAACAUUUUAGUUGACAAACAAUGGAAUCCAAAGGUUUCAGAUUUUGGCCUCGCCAAGCUCCUUGGCUCCGAGAGUAGCUACAUAACAACCCGUGUCAUGGGGACAUUUGGCUAUGUAGCACCUGAAUAUGCAAGCACGGGCAUGCUGAAUGAAAGAAGUGAUGUGUAUAGUUUUGGUAUUCUUAUAAUGGAAAUAAUUUCCGGGAGGAACCCAGUUGAUUAUAGCCGACCUCCCGACGAGGUCAACUUAGUUGAGUGGCUUAAGAAUAUGGUCGCUAACAGGAAUGCGGAAGGAGUAUUGGAUCCAAAACUACUUGAGAAGCCUACUUCAAGGGCAUUGAAGCGGGCUCUUCUUGUUGCUUUACGUUGUGUAGAUCCUAAUGCACAGAAGAGACCAAAAAUGGGACACGUUAUACACAUGCUUGAAGCUGAAGAUGCACCCUUCAAAGAAGAUCGUAAAGUAGGAAGGGACAGAGGAGACUCAGGUGGUGACACUGCUAGGGAUGGGUUGAAAGAGAACGAUUGUGAACACGGAAGUGGGGCGCAUGCCAAUGAGGCAAGAUGGCAAAAUCAAGAAGAAAAUCUGAAGGUCCCUACGCCUGUUUUGUAAGUAUUAUAAGUAUUGCUCACCUGUGUAUGGCCCUCAACCUAGUUGGCAAAAGUAGCCAUGUGACAGUAAUAUGAUUAUUUCUGUUCAGGAAGCCAUUAGCAAUGUUCUUGCUUUAAAAUUGCCAAUGUGAUCAAGAAAUAUUUG
Juglans regia (Persian walnut) is the source of this 1838-nucleotide messenger RNA. Its product is annotated as probable serine/threonine-protein kinase At1g01540. The coding region runs from base 126 to 1694 and encodes 522 amino acids. The transcript has 7 exons. Gene Ontology annotation, molecular function: ATP binding; protein kinase activity. The record is from RefSeq and is a predicted model, not a curated record. NCBI's taxonomy places the organism in Eukaryota, Viridiplantae, Streptophyta, Magnoliopsida, Fagales, Juglandaceae. Gene Ontology annotation, biological process: protein phosphorylation.